AUGGAGGAAGCGUCUCGAGCGCGAAAGGAGCGGCUUGCCGCACUAAAAAAACGGAAACUUGAAGCUUCAAACAUAAGAGCAGAUAGUAACGAGGGUGAGUUAAAUGACGAAGGAGGUGAAAAGCAAGAAAUAAAGGAGCAUUCAAAGAUAAAUAUUGCUACAUCCAUGGAUGUAGAUGAAACUGUGGAAAAACAAGUAGAAAAAUUAACUCGGGAAGUUGCAGCGGAAGAAGAAGCCAAAAGGACCGAAGAAGUCGAUUUAUUCAAUUUAGCUCCCAGAAAACCAAACUGGGAUCUAAGACGAGAUGUAGAAAAGAAAUUAGCCAGAUUGGAUAAAAAGACGCAAGUGGCAAUUGCACAAUUAAUUAGGAUGAGACUACAAGGUGAGACCGACGCGAAAACGGAUCUUGCUGAUGCAGUUAAUUCUCAGGAUAAUCAACGUCAGCAGCAAGCUGGUGAUGACUCGGAAGAUGAUGACGAUUCGGGAUAA
This is a messenger RNA of Ambispora leptoticha, 489 nucleotides long. NCBI's taxonomy places the organism in Eukaryota, Fungi, Glomeromycota, Glomeromycetes, Archaeosporales, Ambisporaceae. The record is from the annotation of a GenBank genome assembly.